Messenger RNA from Carassius gibelio (silver crucian carp), 1747 nucleotides. RefSeq lists its product as uncharacterized. The record is from RefSeq and is a predicted model, not a curated record. Lineage: Eukaryota; Metazoa; Chordata; Actinopteri; Cypriniformes; Cyprinidae. The transcript has 2 exons. Bases 262 to 1158 code for a protein of 298 amino acids.
CAUUGACUAUUUUUAACCUAAAAAUCAAUUUUAUACAUCAUUGUUUCCGUUUAUAUAACGCGUGAAUAUAUCCUCUAUUGUAUUCUACAACAAAAACAAUCAGAGCGCCUCGCUAUCACUAGUUUUAUUUUGAUCUCCCGGGUCCGCUAUUAGCUUUUAGCCAGUUAGCAUCAGCAAGCGUGGUUGCUGCUAACUGCGCUUACAUUGCUAAUACUCUAUUCUCACACAUUACCACUGCUGUACUCACUGUUACUUGCUUUAAUGGCGGAUGAAUGUCUCCACUCUGUGCAGCUCGAGCUCGAGGCCGUGGGGAAGCAGAUUCGCGACCUGGAACAGAGGCAGGCCCAGCUGAGAGAGCGGAGAGCCGCGCUGGAAUCAUCCCGGGCUGACGCUCACAAGUCCGGGGUAAGUAUACAGCGUGCUGUUAACAGUCCCACCACGUCUACUCCGUGUGUUUCUCUGCACAGGCCCGGUGCACCCAGGACGCGAUCUUCCCAGAUGUCCUUCACUGCGACGCCGGGACACCACGGACCCUGGGUGCAUCCACAGCGGAGGACACGAGCUGGGUCCCGUGCGACGACUUCUCCCCCUCCUGCCUUCGAGAUCUCCAUCCAGAACCGCUUCGCUCCCCUCCGCGAGACAGGACGCGACGCUGUGAUCAUCGGAGACUCCAUCGUCCGACACGUAAGUGCUACGUUAGCCGAAGGUAAAGUGCACACUCAUUGUUUGCCUGGUGCUCGUGUUCUCGAUGUUUCUGCGCAGAUACCCGCGAUCCUGAAGGACGACGAGAGCCCCAGAGCGGUCGUGCUUCACGCCGGGGUUAACGACACCACACUGCGGCAGACGGAGACGCUGAAGAGGGACUUCAGGAGCCUGAUCGAGACGGUUCGCAGCACGAUGCCCGCAGCUACGAUCAUCAUGUCAGGACCACUGCCCACGUAUCGACGAGGACACGAAAGGUUCAGUAGACUUUUUGCUUUAAAUGAAUGGUUGUUGUCAUGGUGUAAAGAACAGAAACUGCUAUUUGUUAAUAACUGGAAUCUUUUCUGGGAGCGUCCUAGACUGUUUCGCGCUGAUGGAUUACACCCCAGCAGAGUCGGAGCGGAGCUGCUCUCUGACAACAUCUCCAGGACACUUCACUUUGUUCUAACCGCUUAAAUGCUAAAGGAUUUAAACAGGCUCCAGUCUGGAUCCAGAACACCUGAGAAGAGAUGAUGCUGACCCUCAGAGGACCCCAGAUGAUGCUAACCUUGAAUCAACAAACAGAACUAACAAUUAUUGCUAAAUGUGUGACUGAAUCAUAUAAUAACUUAAUUAAUAAUAUUGAUAGUUCAUCGUCUAGCUGACUAGGUCUUGUAUUAUUAUUAUUAUUUAUUUUAUUUUUUUCUAAAAUCCUUUCAAAUGUGCACAAACUACUAGCUACUACUAAAUAUUGUAGAAACAUAAUUUUCUGUAAAGUUGCUUUGUAACGAUUUAUUUUGUAAAAAGCGCUAUACAAAUAAACUUGAAUUGAAUUGAAUUUGGCAACAAAUUGUGGCAAGUGCCAAGUUCUAAAGAUCAUUUUCAUAAGUGAUGAUAGUUCAUAUCAGUCGCCCUUAACACUCACUAAAUUCACACUCUGCUCCAGAGCAGUAUCCAAUCAUGCAUCAUAUUCUGGAAAUAAAUUGUGAGACUUUUUUGCUAAUAAAGUGUACGAGUAAAACAUAGUGUUGCACAUUUAUUGGUGCAAAGAUGAGUAUGUUUUUUU